AUGGCCCCUGCCCAGCCAGAGCGGAGGGCGCACCCCAAAAAACAACGUUCAGACAAGGACUCUCCGGUCCACCCAUGGCGAAAGAUGCUCGAUGAUUACGGCGCGAUGUACCCUUUGGCACCUACCUCAGCGACAGCAAAUCAAAAUACAUUUCGCAUAGAGUACCCUGUCAAAUUCAAGGCGUUUGCUGCGGACGGUCUGUUUGCUGCAGCAAGUCCGUGGGCUCCGAAGCCUCCUCAUUCCAGCAAGGCUUCACGCGGAGCCCCCAAAAAUCGAUCUCACCAGCGAGUUCAGCCUUCCAGGUUCCUCGAAUUGCCGGCCGAACUCCGCAAUUCGGUCUACGAGCAGUUUGCCUACAACACGUUCUUGGAGGGCUGGCCCGUCACCGCAACUGCGGAUGCCAGAUCCUUCCUCUCAACAUGCCGCCAAAUCCGUCGCGAGUGCAUUCCGGUCCUGUUCGAGCAUGCAGAGAUACGGCUCAAGGUAGACAGCUGGAACUUUGACCUGUUUGCAAAGAUGUACGCCCAUGUUGAGGAGUUUCCACUGGCCAGAAAGGCCGUAGAUGCGAAUCAGCGAAUUCACUCGGUACUCAGGGCCAGCCAAUGGCAUUUCGAUGAAGAUGUGAGAAGGAUAGAUUUAUGGUUUGCGACCUGCUUGGACCACCCGACCAUGGGCUUCACUUAUGGCGCGAAAUGUCCUUCGGACUUGCGCAUCGAAUCGAGCCAUCAAUUUGCGUGGAUGCUGGGUCUCGAAGAAUUGCGCAGCCUCGAGCGCAGUCUCCUAUUUGCUCGGGAGGGCUUCCGCGACGACUUCAAACGUCAAGAACUCCGCCUGAUCAUCCAAGCCUUCGAGAAACAGGUUCAGCUAGAGGCGAAUUGCACCGCAACAAAGGAGUCGCAUGAGCAGCGUCAAAAUGCGUUAGCUACUGCAUAUGGAAUGCAGCCCACCAAGCAAGCAGUGUUUAAGAAGCAUAUCCGAAUGAUGAAGGAAAUGAAGAAGAGGGAGCAGCGGAGCGAAGAGAAGUGGGAGAAGAAGAUGGAGAAGGAAGAGAGGGGGAGGGAGAGGGAGAGGGAGAGGGAGAGGGAGAGGGAGAGGGAGAAAGCGAAAAGAGGAGAAGCAUUGAGCUAA
Messenger RNA from Lecanosticta acicola, 1128 nucleotides. The record is from the annotation of a GenBank genome assembly. NCBI's taxonomy places the organism in Eukaryota, Fungi, Ascomycota, Dothideomycetes, Mycosphaerellales, Mycosphaerellaceae.